AGAGGCAUCUCCGCGGACCAAAGGCCGAGGCUUCCGUUAGGUGCCCGGGACUUCUGAUCCCCGGUCCAGUGACGUGAGCGGCCCCCGGGAUUUUAUGUGUGGGGCGGGGAGGCAGAGAGACUAAGAUAUUGCACGUGCUAAGCAAUCCGUCUCAUGAGGAACAUCGCUUCAAGCUCUGAACUUCCUGUCAGGGUUUCCUGCAGUGCAAGCUGGCCUCGCACUCCCUGUGGAGCGAAGGCUGGCCUUGAAUUCCUGACCCUCCUGCCUUUUACUUACUCCAAGGAACUGAGAAUAUGGACCUGACCCUCGAUGUAUGUUUGCUCUAUGAGUGGUUGAACCUCACACCAGAACAUGCCAGCUAGCCUUUGUCGGAAAGGAUGGAGUUGGGAAACGGAAAACUGCCUAGGACAGGACUGAACUCACUGAGUCAAGCAGUCCAUCCAACCUGGGGCCUGGCCUGGACUGAUGGGACUCGUGUAGUCCUGACUGAUUUACAGCUUCAUAGUGGAGAGGCCAAGUUCGGGGACUCCCAAGUCAUUGGAAGUUUUGAAUCUGUCUGUGGGGUUUCCUGGGCCCCAGUCAGCACAGUGCACUCACCUGCCCUACUUGCUGUGCAGCACAGGAAGCUUGUCUCCGUGUGGCAACUGUGUCCCAGCACUGCAGGAGCAAACAAAUGGCAGGUGUCUCAGACCUCUGAGGUCAGGGAGUCACUCCCUAUCCUUCCUCGGGGCUGCCUGUGGCACCCAAGGGACACUGUCCUGACCGUGUUGACUGCGCAGAGUGUCUCCAUUUUUCCUAACGUACACCAAGAUGGUUUCAGGGUGAAGCUGGACGUCAACACCAAGGGCCGCAUUUACUGUGCUUGUUGGACCCUGGAUGGCCAGCGGCUGGUGGUGGCGAUAGACAGCAGCCUUCAUUCGUAUAUCUGGGACAGUUCUCAGAAUUCCCUUCACAGAUGCUCCUUCUGCCCGGUGUUUCCUGUGAACUCUUCCAUCCGCUCCAUCACAGCCACCGGGAACUCACAGGUUGCUAUAGCCACGGAACUUCCACUCCAUAAGCUCUGUAGCUUAAAUGCAUCCGAAGCCUUCGAUGGUCCACCCAGUGGUGGCGAUGGCGAUGUUCCUACUUGCCCUGUGGGUGAGACGCCCCCUGUAGAGGAGCAGGUUGCCACUGCGGACAUGAAUUCUGGAGUGCCAGUUUCUCCCUUUUCAGUUCCUCUGGAUCUGACUCGCAUACAUUUCAACCCAUCAGGAGCUGAGCAGAGCUCUCUUAUUUGUUUAAGAAAAAAGGACUACUUGACAGGAAGUGGCCAAGAUUCUUCACAUUUGAUCCUGGUAACCUUUAAGAAAGCAAUUACCAUGACAAAAAAGGUUGCUAUUCCAGGCAUUCUGGUUCCCGAUUUAAUAGCAUUUAACCUGACAGCAGAGCUAGUGGCCGUGGCUUCCAAUUCAUGUAACGUAAUUUUGAUCUAUUCGGCUGCUCCAUCUUCUAUGCCAAAUAUCCAGCAAAUUCAGUUAGAGAAUAACGAAAGACCAAAAGGCAUAUGUUUCUUGACAGACAGAUUAUUAUUAAUUGCUGUAGGGAAACAAAAGCCCAGUGAAGCAGCCUUUCUUCCUUCGUCAGAAUAUGGUCAGUAUACUGUUCGUCUGAUAGUUAGAGAAAUGACCCUGGGAAGAGAAUCUUCUGGAACAUUUGCUGAAAGUCAUGACUCUGACUUCAGUGCUGUAUUAAAUAAAUCAGAUAGAGAAAAGUUCACUGACAGCCUUUCCCCAGGUUCGAGUCCCCUGAGCCAAGGGCUCUUGCUAACAGCUAACUCCAGUACUCAGAGUUGGAGAUCUGGAAGAACCCUUAUUCAAGAAAUUAAAAGUCCCUUGUCCCCUCUGUCCAGUGAUUCCGUUGUCCAUGAAACCCUUCACAGCCCCCCCUGGCUUUGCUCAGCAUUGCCUAGACCCAGCAGGACCCCAGAGCACCCCAAGCACCCCAGCACCCCAGAACCGAAUUCACCUCAAAAGGAGAACUUACAAAAAGAAAAGGAAACGUGCCCACUUUCCAGAGAGCUGGAAAUCCUCUCUCGGCACCUGGUGGGGAUGCAGCAGUAUCUUUCUGAACUCACAGACUUUCUACACAAGGAAAAGCGAGUCUCUCGCGAGUACCCACCCGCUCAGGAUGCUCCCUAUGUCCACCUCAUUUACCAGAACCCUUGUUCUGUAGGUCCCACUGAGAGAAGGGCUGUGCUUCUCUGCGACGGCAAGCUAAGGCUCAGUACCCUUCAACAGAUGUUUGGCCUCCACCUUGUUGAAAUGCUGCACGACUCCCACUGGAUUCUCCUCUCUGCCGACAGCCGAGGUUUCAUCCCAUUAACUUUCACAGCUGCCCAGACAGUCGUGGUGAGAGAUGGCAGCCUGGCCAAGCCAGAGGAAGCCAGGGGCCCUCUUUCUCACAAUCAGGAUCCUGGUCCUCCACCUGAAGUCCUCAGAGACCUUGCUACCCAGAAUGUAGACAUGGCUGGCUGUCUGGACAGUGUGACCUGAUGGCUGGUUUGCAGCACGCAUGUGCUACCAGAUUCCCCCCAGGCUGUGUACUUCCUUCCGGACAGCAGGGCAAGUGGCUGCUCAUGUAUACAUGACUGUGUCAAU
Mus pahari (shrew mouse) is the source of this 2636-nucleotide messenger RNA. It is a transcript of the gene Wdcp, whose product is annotated as WD repeat and coiled coil containing. The record is from RefSeq and is a predicted model, not a curated record. The transcript has 5 exons. NCBI's taxonomy places the organism in Eukaryota, Metazoa, Chordata, Mammalia, Rodentia, Muridae. Bases 378 to 2531 code for a protein of 717 amino acids. Gene Ontology annotation, molecular function: kinase binding.